AUGACAGAAUGCAGCCGAGACUCUGGACUUCGAAAUGGUUUCGAUUCACUCACAACUGCAUUGGCGAAUGGUUUGAAAGUUGAGUUGGAGCAAGUUGUCGAGAAAAUUGCUUAUGUUGACGAUGGUAGCUAGGUGAAAAUUAAGUGCCGAUAUGGUGGUGAGGAAUACAUGUACAGAGCAGACGUUUGUCUAUGUACACUACCGUUAGGAGUAUUGAAGCAUUCAGUUGAACAUAUCAACCAAGCUCCUAUUUUCAUACCCGCACUUCCGGUGUGGAAGAUUAGAGCGAUUCAGUCGCUUGGAUUUGGGAAUCUCAACAAGGUGAUCCUUAUCUUCGAAAAGCCAUUCUGGAAUCAACUUCAAGCAUUCGGUCAUACGUCUGAAAGCAGUUUGUCUCGUGGCGAAUUCUAUAUUUUCUAUCCGGUAUGCGAUAUGCCAGUGUUAAUCGCCAUGAUGGCUGGUGAAGGUGCUUCAGUGACUGAAACUCUUCCAGAUGAGAUUAUUUUGAGCAAAGCCAUGAAAAUUCUUUCAUCCAUUUUUGGAGCAUCAUGUCCUAAGGAGCCAAUCGAUUCUGUAAUCACGAAAUGGCAAUCGGAUUUAUUCGCGCGUGUUUGCCAUUGUGUUAUGACAAUGUUUUGCAAUUCAGGCGAUACAUAUGAUCAACUGGCUGCACCCGUUUAUAGUAAAUGUGGCGAACCAAAAAUUUUCUUCGCUGGAGAGCAUACAAAUCGUAACUAUCCUGCAUCGGUACACGGCGCGUUGCUGUCGGGUUUACGCGAGGCUGGACGUAUUGCUGAUGAACUUAUCGGUUGUCCGUAUAGUCCAUUCUAUUGCAAAGAUGAAUUAGUUGCAUCCACCUCGCAUGAAUGA
Molecule: messenger RNA, 870 nt
Organism: Anisakis simplex (herring worm)
Lineage: Eukaryota; Metazoa; Nematoda; Chromadorea; Rhabditida; Anisakidae
Source: the annotation of a GenBank genome assembly